CACUCGAAGUCGGAGCUUUGCGGUCCCAAAAAUUGCUAGUGAAGAAUCCAUCCAAAACGAGUGCAAAGUGUUCGUCAAAGGGCAAAUCGUGUGAUUUAUCUGUCCCGCUGAUAGGGGAUUGAGAAACAAACUGCGCACGAACGCAGGACGAAUCCUCUUUUCUACAGCAACACCAAGCUACACAAGAGAGCUUGGAGAAGAUAAACUUCCUCCAAACGAGGCAGAACUGUGCAACCGAAAGAGAAUACGCGAACUGUGUGCUUGUGUGCGUAUGAUUUAAUGGUGACUGUGCCGUUCGCACAAUAAUAAAACAAAGUUGUAUUGCCACCAAAUUCAUAAGUGAAUUGGGUGCAGAGAGUGAGUACAGUGCAAAUUUGAAAGCAACAUCAGCGAUCGCGUUUGCCGUGGCAGGAAGAGCGUGUAGUGUUUCGAGUGUUCAUCGCAUCGUACAUCGCAGCAAACGUCGAAUAAUACCGACUAAUUUUGACGGCCAUAAGCACUGCAAACAGAGCCGCUAGAUCGACAAAUAAGUACAAACGCACCCAGCAAUACAGACGAUAUAACGGCGAUUAUUGACGAGCUGGAAGGACGUAUCUCACUAAGGAUACAGUUUUUAUGAAUCGUUUUCUAGCCAGUUAGGUUAUGGCAAACUUGAACUUUCAACAACCUCCGAGAAGCAUACCGAGCGCAUCCUUAAGCGGGAGAGGAGGAGGAGGUAGUAACAGCGUUGUGGGAACCGGAGCAUUCGUCAGUGCCACCCUGUCUGCCGGUGGCCAUGUUACGCCGACGUCCGGCAUGUUUCCAUCGGUGGUCGGAACGGCAGGGAGCGGUGGCAGUGCAUUCGGCCAAAAUGCGCCUUCGUCGCAAGGCCAAUCCUCGGUGGCGCCACUUUCGCCAAGCACGAACGGUGGCGGUACCAAUGUGCGAUCCGGCACCUCGGUCGGUGGUGUCGUCGGUGGCAAUGGAACGGGUGGCGGCGGUCUCACGAGCAACGGACCGAGCAACCAGCAGCAGCAACUGUCCUCCUCCAAUGCUGGAUCCGGUGGUCGGAAUCUUUUCGGUGGCAGCGGACAGCAACGUGGUGGCGGUGCGGGUGGUGCCGGUAGCUUCGCGGAUCGACGAGCACUGUCCGGGCUUGGUGGCACUACGAUGUCCAAUAUGGUUUCCUUCAUGCAGUCGCGUGGAUACGGAUCUCAAAGCGGGAACAGCAUCAACAACUACCACGGUGUGUUCGAUGGAGGUGCAACGGAAACGGGAACCCCUCCGCUGCUCGAUCUCUCCGAGUUUCCCUCGCUCACGAACGCGCGCGGUGGCCAGAACGAUCAAUCCCUGCCGCAGUCGAACGCGCUGCAACCGCCGGGCAGUAAACCGUACGUGGGUAUGGUGAAGCAACCGACCUCCGAACAGAUCGCGUUUACGAUGUCGAACGAAGACUUUCCGGCACUGCCAGGGACGCAAAACGCGGAAGGUGGCGGCGGUGGUGGGCAGAUGGCGGCGGCGAGUCAAGGUCUGCAGGGGGUUCACCAUCAUCACCAUCCGGAGCACCACGGGCCAGACAGUUUGGUGAGCGGUGGCAAGGCUGGUGCAGGAGGCGGCAGCAGUGGCGGUGGUAGUGCCGGCAGUGGUGCCGUUGGCGGACCUGUGGGCAGUGCGGCCGGCAUGGGCAUGGAUCUGCAGAGUGAUUCGGGCAAUUCCAACGUUAACAUGGACAAGGGAGCGAUGAAACGAGGCGUACAAACAUCACCCAACGGAACGGUAACGAAUAUUCCUGCCAGCAUGGUGAACAACCAGUUUGGAAUGGUCGGCCUGCUAACGUUCAUCCGUGCGGCGGAAACGGAUCCCAACUUGGUGACGCUAGCGAUGGGACAGGAUCUGAUGGCACUGGGGUUGAAUCUAACCGCGGUGGAAAACCUGUACCCGAGCUUUGGCGGUCCGUUCGCAGACGCGCCAGCGAGGCCACAGGACAUCGAGUACAACGUACCACCAGAGUAUUUGAUCAACAUGUCAAUAAGGGACAAGCUGUCGAAAGUAACGCUGCAGAAGUAUAAGGAUGAUCUAUUAUUUUAUUUAUUUUACACGAACGUGGGUGAUAUGAUGCAAUUAGCAGCGGCUGCUGAACUGCACAGUAGAGAUUGGCGAUAUCAUACGGAGGAGAAGGUGUGGAUUACCCGUGUGCCCGGCAUGACACCGUACGAGAAGAAUGGCACAACCGAACGUGGCACGUACUACUACUUCGAUGCGCAAACUUGGCGACGAGUGCCAAAAGAAUUUCAAGUGGAUACAGUGAAGUUAGAUAAAUGUCCAAACAUAAGUGCUUACGUUACGAUGAGCGGACAGCCUGUAUAAUAUUUAUUAAUUUGUAAUUAAACCAGAAAAUCA
Anopheles bellator is the source of this 2379-nucleotide messenger RNA. It is a transcript of the gene Rga, whose product is annotated as regulator of gene activity. Bases 643 to 2346 code for a protein of 567 amino acids. Gene Ontology annotation, biological process: nuclear-transcribed mRNA poly(A) tail shortening; regulation of DNA-templated transcription; regulation of stem cell population maintenance. Gene Ontology annotation, cellular component: CCR4-NOT core complex; P-body. The record is from RefSeq and is a predicted model, not a curated record. The transcript is spliced from 9 exons. Lineage: Eukaryota; Metazoa; Arthropoda; Insecta; Diptera; Culicidae.